AAGUCCCAUGCACAAUCGCAAAGUAAUAGAAGUUCAGCUGCAUACUAAAGUAGGCUGCUUGAUCUGCGAUUUUUGGCAGAGCCAGUUUUUUUUGACAAUCAAAGCUGAAUGUAACCACCUCAUUGUCAUCAUGGACUUCUUUCAAAAGCUCACAGAAGCACUUUGCUCGAAUUUUGUGAGCCAUUAA
Acanthoscelides obtectus is the source of this 187-nucleotide messenger RNA. NCBI's taxonomy places the organism in Eukaryota, Metazoa, Arthropoda, Insecta, Coleoptera, Chrysomelidae. The record is from the annotation of a GenBank genome assembly.